AUGUGUCGUCUCCUGAACGUCUUGUUGGCAUUGUUGAGUCGCUUCCUGUUUGCGGUCCACGGGGUGCUGACGGUGUGGCGUGUGGUGGCUGUUAAAGGGGAUCCACUCUAUUGGCUGCUGCUGACGGGUGUGGCACUGCUGGGAGUGGAAAUGGCUGUCACACUGAAAUGCACCCGUAAUGCUGAGUGGAAAUGGUUCUCCCCCAUGGUUUUUCUCUACCUCAGUAGUGUCAUCCCGUCCAUUUGGUUUCUGGAGCUGAGCCUGCUGCAGUCCAAGCUGCCCGUCAACAAUUCCUCAGGCCAUGAGCUUCAUAUGCUGGCUCACAUCCCGAUCACAGCGGGCAUUGUGGAGCUGGACCCAGAGAACUGGGUAGCUGGACUGGAGCAGACCAUGCUCAUAGUGCUGGUUCUGGGUCGCUGGCUAAUGCCCAAAGGGGACAUGUCACGUGACCAGCUCUCACAGCUCCUCAUGGUCUAUGUGGGACUGGGUGCCGACAUCCUGGACAUCUUCGACACCUUCAAGGAACCUGAAGUCAAAACCAACCGGAUGGUUGUCAUCAUCGGCUUAGCUCUUUUUUCUUGGGCUCUCAUGCAGUUUCCUCUGGUUCUCACUCAGACACGACCUGCAGAGGGUGAAUCUCCUCAGGCCAGAAUAGGUGCUCUCCUCUGCUGCCCUGAAGCUCCACCUUCAUUUGCUUCCUGCUGCUCCAGUGAAGUGUGGAGCUUGCUGCUCACGGUUGGACUCCAAGAUGGCCCGUUCCUGCUUUACCGCAUCUACCUCAUGGUACAAGAGCAAGUACUCAACCAGCUCAUGAUUUUCUUUACCUGCAAGAACAUCCUUAUUGUCCUUUUGGAGCUUUACAGAAUCUUUGUGGUUCAGUGCGAGCAGAAAGUUCGAGAAUCAGGGUUGAAGAGGUGUGCUGCUCUGCUGCCCCACUGUCAAAACCAGGAGGGCAAUGAGGAGGAGGAGGAGGAGGAGGAGGAGGAAGCAGGUAAAGAGGAGUGUUGUGGAGAGCAGAGCUGUCAUAUAGACAUGAACAGGGGGACCGAGAGGGAGGAAGAUCAAAGAGGUGUCCAGGUGUGCUUGGCACAGAGGCUGCGGCGGCAGGUGAUGACAAUCAGCAAUCAGCAUCAGCAGAAGCACGAGCAGGUGGAGCAGAACCAAUCAGGAUUCUCCCUUUCGACAAUAAAGCCAGACCUCUGGACUGCUACCUGCUCGUACACAACCAGCUCCUGUUUCCCAGACUCACCUGGCUUCCUGGUCUCCUCAGCUUGCCUGUCUUCCAUUACCGCCUCUCAGCCCAGUCCCCCCCCGACCCUGGAUACUCACCUGGUUCGUCUUCCUCUCUCUGCCACUAUUCCUGACGAUACCCCCCACCUUCACGCCUGUCGUCGCAGCCUCCGAACACCAGCCACACACCGAGUCUCUCCCAGCCACUCCACCCUCGACGUUCUGCCCGGCUCUCCUGUCUUCCCUAACUCCUGUUCUGUUCAGCUAAGUCUCAGUCCAUGCUUUCCAGACUAG
Messenger RNA from Amphiprion ocellaris (clown anemonefish), 1524 nucleotides. Its product is annotated as transmembrane protein 26. The transcript has 5 exons. The coding region runs from base 1 to 1524 and encodes 507 amino acids. Lineage: Eukaryota; Metazoa; Chordata; Actinopteri; Pomacentridae. The record is from RefSeq and is a predicted model, not a curated record.